Molecule: messenger RNA, 4896 nt
Organism: Calidris pugnax (ruff)
Lineage: Eukaryota; Metazoa; Chordata; Aves; Charadriiformes; Scolopacidae
Gene: TMEM45A
Product: transmembrane protein 45A
Exons: 6
Coding region: 147-974 (275 amino acids)
Source: RefSeq, a predicted model, not a curated record
GGCCCCGCCGCAUCCCCCGGCGGCCGCAGCUGGAGGGUCCGCAGCGAAACCCCUCGGAGCAGGGGGGGGGCUUCGGGGAGGAGGAGGAGGAGGAGGAAGAGGCUGCGAGGGAGCGGGGCGGCGGAGGUAUCUCCUAGUAGAAAACCAUGGGCAAUUUCAAAGGGCAUGCCCUCCCUGGAAGUUUUUUCCUUCUUUUUGGCUUGUGGUGGUCAGUGAAGUAUCCACUGAAGUAUGCCUGUCGAAAAAACAAGAAUGCUUGCUACCUUGGUUCCAGGGCAGGAUUUCAGCGCCUGGAGUUUGUUGAGGGGAUCAUCAAAGCUGUCUUUGCCCUGAUUGGAAUGGUGGCUGAGCAGUUUGUUCCCGAUGGACCUCAUCUGAAGUUGUAUAAUUACGAGGAAAAGCACUGGGAUCACCUGAUGAACUGGCAACAUGCCACCAUGUACCUCUUCUAUGGCAUUUCAGGGCUGGUUGACAUUGUGGCUCACGGGACCAAUGCAUUGCCAGUGGCCAUGGACAGGAUGAUGCUUUCCUUAGCAGUGUUUAUUGAAGGUUUUCUCUUUUGCUACCAUCUUCAUGGGAGAGCCAUGCUGGAUGUUCAUGUUCAUCAGUUAUUGCUAUUUGCAAUCUUUGGAGCUGCUGUUUGCAUAUUUCUGGAAGUUUUCUUCCGUGGCAGUAUUGUGCUUGAGAUGCUCCGCACAAGCCUCUGCAUAUUACAAGGUAGCUGGUUCUGGCAGAUUGGUUUUGUGCUUUAUCCCCCAAAUGGGAGCCCAGAGUGGAAUCAGACGGAUCAUACUAAUAUGAUGUUCCUGACCAUGUGUUAUUGCUGGCAUUAUGCCUUCGCUUUUCUUAUACUUGCAGUGAAUUACACAAUCGUCAGCUGGGCAGUUCGUUCAAAGGUUAAACAGUCCCAGUCCAUGGAAAUGGGAUUACUGAAAACAUCUGAACGAGAUCAGGAGUCAGAAGAUGAAAUUUAGCAUGAAUAUGGCUUGACUAGUUUAUCUGCUCUACCAUUAGGCUAAUUGAUACCUCAUUCCUAGAUUUGUUUGCCAUCUUAUUCAUUCUUCACUACAGCUCAGUAUGCAAAUAUCAUCCCCUGAGUACUGUUUACAUCUUUAUUUGCAGAGGGUAAGCUCGAUAUCAGUUUGUGGGGGUUGCACUAGUACCUUGCUUAUCACAUGCUUCAAUGAAAACUGGACUAAUAUUGGACAGACUUGGACUGGAUGAGGUGGCAUGAUGAAGCCUGUGUGUUUGCCUCAUUAAAAGCUAAGCAAAAUGUUUUCCAGCUGCUGCUGAACAGGCUGUUCAGUUUCCAUAAUUAGGGUUUCCAAAUAAGUGUGUUUGUUGCUCUGCAAGUGACUGUGCAUAAGUAACUGUGUAGACCUGGAAAACAGUAGAACAAGAUGGGAGGACUCGAUGAUCUUUAAGGUCCCUUCCAACCUAGACAAUUCUAUGCCUCUAGGAUAAAAAAAAUCAGAAUCUUGCUGCUGCCUUGUGCAACAGUUUCAUGUCUCUGCUUGUGGCUUUAUGUUAAAAUGAAAGAACUACUCACCGCAAAUCCAUUCAGUGUUUCCUUGAAGAGUGUGUAGUGUGUUCACUCCUGCAGAGAUAUUACCAAGCUUGGUAGGAGAGCCAAAGAUGUGUAUGAUGAUCAAAAGCCACUGUAGUUAUUCAUUCUCAUGCCUAGAUAGUCCUGCCUCUUUGCAACAUUUGACUUUGAAAGGCAGUGAAGUGACUCUGCUUUCCCUCAGUGCCUGGAGCAACUUCUUUUCCAGAAAGGCUGAGGAGUCACCAGUGGGAUAGCACCCAGCUGCAAAGCCAGUUUCUUUUCAAAGUUAUUUCCUUUCUUUGGGUGGAAUUUGGUGGAAUUUCAACAGGGUUCAUAGAGACACGUGACUGGACCCAGCACCUGGGUCAGGAGCAGGUAAUGCUCAUCUGUGAGCAGAAUGAGAUGGAUUUGCAUCCUGUUCCCUGUGUCACCCCUGCAAUCACCAGGCAGCUCGCGCAGUGCUGUACAGUGAGCUAUGGGAGGGCAGAUGUUGCCUUUAUAAUAGCUUCAUGCCCAGCUGCCCACAGCAGUGAAUGACUUAAUUUUUUUUAAAAAUUGCAUUUAUUUUCUCCACGAAAAGGGGAAUCUUCAUUCAGUGAAAAACAGGGUGCCCUCCUCAGCGCUCAGUGUUGCCUGGGAUGUGCUCCAACCUCAUCAAAAGGGACAUAACUGAUACAUGGCUAAAGACAGCAGAAGAUGAUGCUGUGUGUAAGCACACUACCCCUGUGGGGCAGACUGUGAAGUAUCACUCUGUCUCUAAUACAUUUUUCAGAAGACUUGCAGGGGCAGAUGGGCAGCAAGGAGCACUUGCUGGGCCCCUGCACAUGUCCUCUGCUUCUCAGAGCCCAGGAUGUGUGCUGGUGGCCAGGGGCCAUUUUACAUAUCCAUCAGUGAUAAGGUGAUCAUUCUAGAAAACAGCCCUUCCCUUUAGAACACCUUCUAAAAGUAUUAUUUUCUAGUUAUUUUUGGAAACAGGCUAGUGCAGGACAACAAAUUCUGUUCAAAUUGUACCAGUGCAUCAGGUUUGGUGCUGCAGAAGUGUGUUCCUUCUGUUAUUAGAAUAUUUUCAGGUGCUCCUAAGGGAAUGCAGGGCUCAACUCCGGCAGAUGAAUGAGAGCUAUAGGCUCUGGUCCCUCUACUUUUGAGUUGCUCCUAGAAUUUUUUCAGUGCAAUCCAUAAAAAUGAGUAGCAUAAAAUUAAUAAUUGCAGUAAGCCAAUUACUUAAAAAGACAGGCAAUAAAAUAGUUUGUAGCUCAAAGGGAUCCCAGGACUCAAAAAAGAAUAAAUUAAAGGAUUUUCCUAAAGUAUUUCAACUUCAAUACAAAAUACACAUUCACUUCAUUUUCAGGACCCAUUUUUCACCUUCUCAUUUUCUAGGAGAACCUUCCUUAGCUGCACAUGCUCUUAAUGCUGAAUUUUAGCCUUCCAGGUUUAUUAAUGCCUUUCCAAAGUCAGGGAGGUCAUUUAUUCUGAAGGAGAUCUUCAGAAAGUACUUUGCUUCUCAUAGUCAGGACCAAUGCAAGUUUCUUCACUGCUUUUCUUGAUAAGUUAUAUUUAAUACUGUAAAAAUAUUAUGGUGCUGUAUCUCUAAACUAAAGGGAUAACUUAAGCAGGAAGAAAAGCAUGAUAAAUUGGCUGAGCUUUGAUAUGUUUACUUAGAACACUUCAGUUGGCAAGUUAAAAAUAUUUUAGAUAUUUGCCAAGUAUCGUGUAGUGACACUUGCAUCCAGGUGUCAGAUUAUCCAGAUGAAUCUACUUUGGAAAGUAAGAAUAGUUGGCUCACAGACAAAAUUUCUGUGUUUGAAAAUGUAAAACUGGAAACUGCAGAUGCACAGCCAAAGAUCACCACCUUUCUUAAUAAUUGCUUGCCCUUCUUCAGUGCCUUUCUCUGAAGAGCCUUGGAGGUUUUGGCAAACUUUAAUGAAGUCUGUCCGAGGACAUUCUUGUAAGCUCAGUAUUAGUAUGGCAUUUUUGUAGGUCUAUAUAUCAGCUUUGCAGUGGUCUCACUGUAAACUCUGAAUUAAUUGGUAUUUACUCAGCUCUGCAGAUCUAAGACUUUAGUUUCAUUACUGUGGUUCCAUUACAAUGAGAUUUUCUGCUGGCAUAAGCCAGAAGGAAGAUCCAUGGCUUUGCUGAGGAGCUUGCCUGUUAAUUGCAGCAGGAAUACAGUGGCCAAAUGCAGCACGUCGUGACACCCAGCUAUAAUUUUACCUUCAUUAUGCCACAUCACUCUUGUCUCUAAAUUGUUGGGAUUUUUUUAAAGGGCAGAAUUUUUCCUCUUAGCGUGGCUGGGGUAUAAAGCUUCUGCAGUGCUGGGCAGAGAAGAUGAUGGCUGUGUAUUAAAGGGAACUUGAAGAUUAUUACAAAAGUCUGCCUUGAUAAGCCAAGAUCAGUUGAAGUGGAGGGUGCUUAGCAAACUCUCCUUUAGAAAGAAACCUGCUUUUUCAGAAACAAAACGUGCCAGUACUGGAACGCGAUGGCCAGAAGAGUGGCUGCCUGCUGCAGUUCCUCCUGUGAUCUCCUCAGCCUGGUGGCUCUGGCUCUCUCCUUACCUGUGCCCAGGCACUGGCCCAGCAGUAGCUGUAGGUCUGUGUGGUUUUUUGGGAGAAAACCUGAGCAGGACUUAACCUGCUGAGAGGUAUCACCUCUAUCUCACUCUGUCUCCCUGCUGUGAAUCCCCCGUAAAUGAUCAGAGAACUGGACGAAUAAACCCACCAUACACGUCUGCUUUUUUUUGGUGCAACCAUGCUUAGCAAAGGUGCCUUUAAAGAAGCCCAACCUGGAGGUUAAUACAGUCUGUGACACAGAACUGUAGGGCAGCCUUCUCACAAAAACUCUCUUUGCAUAAGAGAAGUUGGCAUUGCAUUAUUAAGCUUGAAGAAAUGGAAGGAAAAACAGAUCCUGAAGCCUCAAAGAAACAGUAAUCUCCCGGAUUUAAUUUUUGAUAAUUACAGCCCAUGCAGAGUGAGUGUCAAUAGUGGAGUUUUGUGCUGGAUGUAUUUUUGGUGCCACAAAGGAAAGAAACAUGCCCUUUUAGGGUGGGUUUUUACUAUGCAGAACACCUGACCUGUUCUUCUCAAGCAUUGUUCAAAAGCGAUGCCCAGGAACAGUCCAUACCUAUUACAAUGAAAAAGGUACAACAUUCAGCAUUUCCCUAGCAACAGAUUUUGCUUGAGUUGAAUGAGUGGAGGGAAGUCUGACAAGUUUAUAAACACCACUCAGAAAAAGGUAGCUGCUCUCAAGAAAUUUAAAUUAUUUUAAAAUAUUGGUGCCUUUGAAUAACUAUAUAUUAGUUUAUAAUAGACAAAAUAUGCCUGUAAUUUUAUUUAAAUAAAAUUGAUUUAUUCAUA